This is a messenger RNA of Colletotrichum godetiae, 754 nucleotides long. RefSeq lists its product as uncharacterized. Bases 195 to 419 code for a protein of 74 amino acids. The record is from RefSeq and is a predicted model, not a curated record. NCBI's taxonomy places the organism in Eukaryota, Fungi, Ascomycota, Sordariomycetes, Glomerellales, Glomerellaceae. The transcript has 2 exons.
CUGAGAGAUUAUUUCAAGAGCCAGAAAUGAGAAUAGUUGGAUUGGAAGCCGAGCAAACGUUCAUGGACCGGGCAGGCAAGUGGGUGUCGCAAGAGUUUGCCACUUAAAACCUUAGUACAAAUACUUCCGCGUCUGGGUCGACGAGAGCGACAAUACCGGCCACGACCUCCAUACCAAGGACAAAGAUAUGCCCGAUGCACUGGAACAUGGAACACGGAGGACAUGUCUUUUUCUGCUAUGCACUUAGACUUCUGCUUGUACUUUGCACAUCAACGCGAGGACGCGCAGCAAAACGCAGGUUGGCACACAGCCACAUGUGGCCACAUCAGUACAUAGCACUUCACACGCCUCUGAAAGCAGAACCGGAACCUAGAGAAUACAUCCCAUUUUACACGUGCAAGACGUACGCACAUGUCUGACAACCCACCAGGACAUUUCAACCGUCUUGCCCUCCUACGGCCUCCUCAAUAUACUCAAGAACGCAUGCUACUAACUCAAGGUCCGAUAAGCAGCGCAGCCGAUCGAGGCUACCUCGCUGAUAGAACCUAACCUCGUCCUUAGUAAAAUAGGAUUCGUUUACUAUCUCUAGGGCCGCUUCUCCUUCUCAGACGCCCUAUCCUUCUUCCUUAACCUGUCGGUCGAAGGCGCCGCCCUCUACACUGCCCACCUGCGCCGUUUGGUCAACAAAACCCUUACGGACAUAACGUAUUACCAGGGGCAGCCUGUCAUAUCCCAACACCGUGACGGAUUUUAA